CAUCACCACUGCCAAUUGAGAACGAUAAUUUUCAUGCAUCAGAAGGAGGUUGGGGAAGGGACUUUUGUAUAUGAAGUGGAAGGAACAAAACAACCCAAGAACAGAAAGAAGUUGACCGCUGGAAGAGGGGCCAAUGUACUGACUGAUAGUGUUUCCCAUUUGCCAGAUCAGGGCAGGUCUUAAGCCACAGCAGGGGAAAAUACCAGCUUUUUCUCGUUUUUCUCAUUCCCCGCUCAUGCUGCUGGCUGUUGCGCUGGCAGAUCCACAUCCAAUAAACCCGAGAUCAUCGACGAGCAUUGUGCAGCGGAGGACGCAGGUCUUUCUUCUUUUGUCUUUGUUUAUCGUGGUUUGUUUCUUGUCUAUCUCUUCAUCCGCACGCUAUCUGUGGGGGAGCAACUACAACUUCCUUCGGUUUUCCGGCAGUCAGUCGGCCGAUUGCAUCUCGUGCUCUCGACAUGUGAGACGGGGAUAA
Molecule: messenger RNA, 472 nt
Organism: Podospora bellae-mahoneyi
Lineage: Eukaryota; Fungi; Ascomycota; Sordariomycetes; Sordariales; Podosporaceae
Exons: 2
Coding region: 236-472 (78 amino acids)
Source: RefSeq, a predicted model, not a curated record